UUAAUUGGGGAACCGCCCAUUAGCGCCCCCAAAAUGAAUGAGGAUUGAUGACUAGUGGUUAGUGCCCUUUUGCCCACUCCGGCACUCCGGCACUACUUCGCUUUUCGCUCAAAUGAUAAAUCUCUCCCCACCGGGCGAUCGCCCGCGCCAAGCUGUCUCAUCGAGGAGGAUCUGGGUGAGGGAUUUUCUGUCGAGUCAAGUUGUCUGUCGUCGUCGUCGACGUUGUCGUUGUUGUUGUCGUCUGCGUCUGGCAGGCGCCGCGCUUUCACCCGAGGUUUCUCGCGCCCGCAAAGAGCCCUGGAUAGCAACGAGGACAACCCAGACGUUCCCGUCUGAUGGUUUGGCAUGUCGCAUAACACGAGCACAUCUGCUCCUAAUUUUUCCGCCGCGCCGCAUCACAGCGUGCAGAUUCUCCAAGCCUUCCUAUUUGUCCAGACCCUGCACAAGGGUAUUUGUGCAGCUUGCCAUGAGGCAAAUAUGUCAUCCCGAUCGUUCUUCCCCGUCCUUUUGCCCCCCCCCAUGGAUCUCGAGCGAGAGGGUGAGACACACGAGAGGCGGGCUCACGUUCUAAAGACUCCAGUGGACUAGGACUCAGUAACUGGACUCCAUAAACUGCCCCCACGGACGGGAGCUCCUACUGUUCAUCGGGAGCUCCAUCCCACACCCACCCACCGUGACAAUAAUUAACGGGCCAGCCGUCCCCAGUUUGAGCAGCAGCCAAUGCCAAUGUUGGAGAAACCGAGCAAAACGAGCAACGACGCUGGAGGGAUUUUAACCGCAGCAGCUACUCGAUCCUUAGAAUAGAUAGCUGCCAGACCACUAGCCUAGUCUGACAAGCUACCUGGUACCUACGCGACAUCUCCCCCAGCUCCCCCAUUAUAUCCAAC
Aspergillus japonicus CBS 114.51 is the source of this 887-nucleotide messenger RNA. RefSeq lists its product as uncharacterized. NCBI's taxonomy places the organism in Eukaryota, Fungi, Ascomycota, Eurotiomycetes, Eurotiales, Aspergillaceae. The record is from RefSeq and is a predicted model, not a curated record. Bases 113 to 571 code for a protein of 152 amino acids. The transcript has a single exon.